Messenger RNA from Penicillium psychrosexuale, 444 nucleotides. RefSeq lists its product as uncharacterized. Lineage: Eukaryota; Fungi; Ascomycota; Eurotiomycetes; Eurotiales; Aspergillaceae. The record is from RefSeq and is a predicted model, not a curated record. The annotation marks the transcript as partial. The transcript has 2 exons.
AUGGAUACAAACUGUCAAAGAAGCACGGUUUUCUUUGAUGAUGCUGAUAUGGUGUCAAAGGGAUAUACCAAACUGCGCCGGGGUAUAUCCUCUACUGUAUAUGUUGAAAACCCGGGUGCUGUUUAUGGAAUAGCUGUGCAGAGGAAAGGCGCGCUGCACAGCAAAUAUGAAGAUGGUGUUUCGGAUGGGCUUGGCUUGGAAACCUGUACGAAAGAGCUUGUUUGUAAGUGGCAAGGAUUGCUAGCUAACUUCGACCUAUUUGCUGAUCUGGGUGGAGAGUCACUGUAUUGGAAACAACCCCAAUGGAUUAAGUGCGAUAUUUCUUCAACAUCAUUGAACAUCCGUGCCCAUAAAUAUAAUCUGUCACUAGACUGGAAAAUUGUUGUCCAGCCUUCUCUUCUUCCAUUAUUGAAUUUUCUGGUCCGCGGCCAGUAUCGUUUAACG